Molecule: messenger RNA, 1257 nt
Organism: Strongylocentrotus purpuratus (purple sea urchin)
Lineage: Eukaryota; Metazoa; Echinodermata; Echinoidea; Camarodonta; Strongylocentrotidae
Gene: pcgf6
Product: polycomb group RING finger protein 6
Exons: 10
Coding region: 97-792 (231 amino acids)
Biological process (GO): regulation of transcription by RNA polymerase II
Cellular component (GO): PRC1 complex
Source: RefSeq, a predicted model, not a curated record
UGAACAUGUAUGCAGCUAGGGCAUGUUGAAUUGAACUAGAAAUAUAUCUAGGCCUACCGCUUUUUCAUUAUUUUCCUCCUGUCUGGGUACUUCAAAAUGUCUCGCCGAAUUCUGAGAGGCCAACAAGUGCCGAUCUACAUUCGGCUGACAGAAGUGAAUCAGUACAUUACAUGUCACCUGUGUGGAGGCUACCUGAUUGAUGCUACAACUUUAACAGAGUGCCUUCAUACAUUUUGUAAGAGUUGCCUUAUUAUGUAUAUCAAGAAAAAUGAACUUUGUCCAACUUGUGAUGUCCUUAUUCAUCCCUCAAAUCCAGUCCUAAGCCUCAAGCUGGAUCGAACGAUACAGGAAAUUGUCUACAAACUACUGCCGUAUAUCGAGGAAGAUGAGAAAGCUAGGGAGGUGAGAUUCUGGAAAGAGAGAAAUCUUGAGCAACCACAGAAAGAACUGCCAUCCCCAGAGCCUGUGGUAGCGCCAAGAAAUACUGAGCUUCACGUUGCGGUUCUCCUGGAGUAUGCAGGGUCAUCGGAAGGCUGUCCAACUUUCAAGCCUCUGCCAAAGAAGUAUAUUCUUGUACCAAACCGUGUCACUGUGAGUCAGAUACAGAGGUUCAUCACCCACAAGUUGAACAUUCAAAGUCCUCUUGAGGUGGACGUUCUCUGUGAGGAAGACAUCUUAGAACCAGACGUUACUUUGAAACAGAUUUGGGCUCAGAGCACAGAAGAGCAGAUGGAAGACGGAAUGCUGUGCCUGUAUUAUAGCAUAUCAAACACCCAGGAAGAACCCAGCUGAUACAGAUUCACCAUCACCUUCAAUUCGUUUAACUCGCUGCUCACCUGCCCAGAGCUAGUGAAGAUAGUCAGGUGACCUUGAAGGAAAUGUCACAUGAUCAUGAUAUUACUGUUCAAGGCAUGUGGCUUGGCAGUAUAGUACAGUACUUGCAAACGUGCCUGAGAUGAUCUUACCGAAAGCUAUGUUUAUUUAAAGGUGUAGGGUCAGCACAAAGAAACUCACUUCAAAACUGCUACUGUCAUAUUUGAUCUAAGGGAGUCUUAAUUAACUGUCAUGAAAUUUGCAGUACACAUCAAGCAACAUACCAAAAAUAUCUGUGUAAAGUGUUUUUUAUUAAAAGUUUGCUAACUUCAUGCUGUAGCUAGCUGUUAUUCAUUUUGCAUACUUCUAAUUGCGUCAUUAUUUUGUAUUACAAAAGGUCCAAAUUAUUUUUUAAAAUUCUGGUGGGAUUUCAUCAAGACCUAA